Molecule: messenger RNA, 2912 nt
Organism: Paralichthys olivaceus (Japanese flounder)
Lineage: Eukaryota; Metazoa; Chordata; Actinopteri; Pleuronectiformes; Paralichthyidae
Source: RefSeq, a predicted model, not a curated record
AUGCCCCAGCGAGAGCACAUGCUCAUCUACAUCAGCUGGCCGCCUGGUACCCCUAUCGCUGAGAGCAAACAAAGCCCGUUCAGCAAAGUUGCGACUCACCUCAGUGGUGGAACGACCAAUCCCUUAGCCAGUCUGUCGUGUUCUUGUGUUUGUCGUCAGGUGGAGGCUGAGGGGGAGUUGCUGGGGUUGUUCUGUGGGCGGGAUCAGACGGACACGGAGGCGGUUCCAGAUCAGCAGGUCAUCACCUCCCCGACAAACUCGCUCAGUGUCGUCUUUACCUCCGACUUCUCCAAUGAGGAGCGACACUCUGGCUUCAUGGCUCAUUACAGGGCAGUGGAUGUGGACGAGUGCAGCGAGCGCAGUGACGAGGAUCUGAUCUGUGACCAUUUUUGUCACAACUACAUUGGGGGAUACUACUGCUCCUGUCGCUAUGGUUACAUGCUGCACACCGACAACCGCACCUGCAAAGUGGAGUGUAGUGAUGUUGUGUUCAGGGAACGUUCUGGAAUUUUGAGCAGCGUAGAUUUUCCUGCUCCAUAUCCAAAGAGCUCUGAGUGUUUGUAUCGUAUUGAGGUGGAGCCUGGAUUCAAGCUCCGCCUCCAGUUUGACCCCAGCUUUGAUGUAGAGGAUCAUCCCGACGUCCGCUGCCCGUACGACUACGUCAAGAUCACAGCAGGAAGUACACAGUUCGGUCCGUUCUGUGGAUCUUUGUCUCCAGGAAUUAUUCAGACUGACGGCAACAUCGUCAUCGUUAUUUUUCACAGCGACAACUCUGGAGAAAACCUGGGCUGGAAGAUGACGUACACUGCCACAGGAAGUCAGUGUCCAGUCCCCGAGAUCCCGUCCAACGCUGUGAUGAAUCCCGUCCAAUCAGAAUACUUCUUCAAAGACCACGUCCUGUUCACCUGUUCACCUGGAUACAAACUGAUGAAGGACGGUGACAUUCUGGACAAUUUUCAGGUCGACUGUGGAUCUGACGGAACGUGGAGCAGUCGUCCUCCUCAAUGUCAAAUGGUGGAUUGUGGGAAUCCCAAAGCGGUCGAAAUGGCUGACGUGGUAUUUGGUAACCGUGACAACAGCACACUGUUUGGUUCAACUGUCCAUUACGUCUGUAGAGGGGACACAUUUCACCUGAACACCAGCAACACUUCUUACAGCUGUGGACACAAUGGACAAUGGACAAAUCCAGAAUCAGGAUCCAAACUGCCAAGCUGUCUCGCAGCCUGUGGCCGGCCGUUCCGUGCUCUGCCCCCUCAUGUGAAGCGGAUUGUCGGGGGGCGUCGUGCGGAGCCCGGCCUCUUCCCCUGGCAUGUCCUACUCAGCGUGGAGGAUCUGUCCCGGGUCCCUGAGGACCGCUGGUUUGGCUCUGGGGCCCUUCUCUCCGACUCCUGGGUCCUGACAGCAGCUCAUGUCCUGAGGUCUCAGAGGAGGGACACCAGUGUCGUCCCUGUGGCGCCUGAACAUGUCAAGGUCUUCCUCGGUCUCCAUGAUGCCCGGGACAAACGUCUGGCCUCUAAUCGCUCAGUGAAGCAGAUUGUCCUUCAUCCAGACUUCCAACCCAACAACUACAACAACGACAUCGCUCUGUUGAAGCUGACGAGCCGAGUGGAGCUUAACGACGUCAUCCGUCCAAUCUGUCUCCCACCUCCUCAUAAUAAGGACGACCCCUCCUCACCUGUUCCGAACUCUCUGGGGAUCGUCGCCGGGUGGGGGAUCUCCAUUCCCAACGCCUCCUCCUCAUCCUUAGGUGACCCCCCCUCGCUGACCUCUGACCUCCUUCAGUACGUGAAGCUGCCAGUCGUCUCUCACGACGAGUGUCAGGCCAGUUACGCUUCGCGGUCCGUCAGCUACAACAUCACGGAGAACAUGUUCUGUGCCGGGUUCUUUGAGGGUGGGAGGGACACCUGCCUGGGGGACAGUGGGGGGGCCUUUGUGAUGGAGGAUGAGGUCAGCCGGAGGUGGAUGGCAUUGGGGUUGGUGUCCUGGGGGGGGCCGGAGGAGUGUGGGAGUCAGAGGGUGUACGGAGUUUACACCCGAGUGACCAAAUAUGUGGAGUGGAUACAGCACCACCUGCAGGCUGCCCCCUGGUGGUGAGACAGAUAUCAGGGCUGCAGCUGCAACUUAAUGAGGACAUAGUGGGACUGACAACAUGUCCUCUGAUCAUCUGUCCACCUACUGCAGAAAACGUCUCCAUGUCUUUUUCAUAUUCUCGUCUUUGACCUUUAUGAAAAAGCUGAAGCUAGCUGUUAGCAGUUAGCUCAUGACGAAGCUAAUAUUAAUCACGUUGCACAAGUUUCCUCGACUGAACAACUGGAACAUUCACCUUCAUACAGAUGUUGUUGUGGAGACAGUGUCUAUGAAAAUACCAUAACAGAUGUGCCAUGUGAACAUGUAACUGACCACACGCACACACGUGUGACCACUCUGACAUCUUUCUGAGAAAACAAACACGCCAACGCCACCAGCAGAGUGGGAGGAGUCAUCACACACGUUAAAUGUUUCAGUAGCUCAGUCAGAAAAUCUCACUCAUCAUCAUCAAUAAAAGUUUUUCUGUCAGGAGACAGUCGGAAUGAAAGUAUAAUUUACAUAUAUGUAGUAAUACAUAUUUCUUUUACUCCAUAUACAAUUUCUAUCGCCAUGUUUAAUGUUCCUUCACUUAGUUUAGAUUUUACCCAGAAUCCCUCACGUUUCACCUCUAUAGUUCUUUUUGAUCCACAUCAGAUCCUCAGAUUUAGUUUCUUUAGAGGACAAAUGUCUCAGUUACAAGUCUUUCCUCUGGCGCCAAACAGUCACAUUCAAUUCGCAGAGCAGAGAAGUUUUUAUCCUGAAGUUGUUCGCUGUGACUGUGGCUGUAACAAACUGUGCAGCCUGCAGGGGGCGACAAUAGCUCCUCAACUGUUUAAAUUGGAAAU